CCAUUUUGUUAAUUCCCCAACUACCCUUCCCUCUCUCUCUCUCUAAAGUCUCUUACAUUUUUUUUUUUUUGGUUUUGUGUGAAAACACUCUCUCUCUACAACACAUUGUCUGAAACUUGACUCACAGUUUCUAUCUUGGUCCUGUUCUGUUGUUUUUGUUGUUCCUGUAUCACUUUCUUUGUCUGAAAUUCUCCAAAUUCUCAGACAAUGAGAACGGUUAAUAGCAAAGAUUGAAUUCAUAAACAUAUAGAUAGAGCUCAUUCUUGUUGCUUUUACCGCCUCCAAAAUUGUGAGUGAAUUUGUUGUCAUCUUUAGCUGCUUCAUAUGGAAACUGGGGGCGGUGGAGAGGAUUGUUGUGUGAAGGUUGCAGUUCACGUGCGGCCACUCAUCGCUGAUGAGCGUGCACAGGGUUGUAAAGAUUGUGUCACUGUCAUUCCUGGGAAGCCUCAGGUACAAAUUGGGACACAUUCCUUUACAUUUGAUCAUGUAUAUGGAAGCACUGGUUCUCCUUCAUCUGCUAUGUUUGAAGAAUGUAUUGCUUCUCUUGUUGAUGGUUUGUUCCAAGGGUAUAAUGCUACUGUACUUGCUUAUGGUCAGACAGGAUCUGGGAAAACAUAUACAAUGGGCACUGGCUUCAAAGAUGGAUGCCAAACAGGGAUUAUUCCUCAAGUUAUGAAUGUUCUGUUUAAAAAAAUUGAGACGUUAAAGCAUCAGACUGAAUUCCAAUUGCACGUUUCCUUCAUUGAGAUUUUAAAAGAAGAAGUACAAGAUUUGCUGGACCCCACUUGCUUGAACAAACCAGAAACUGCAAAUGGGCAUGCAGGAAAAGUAACUGUCCCUGGGAAACCACCAAUACAAAUCCGUGAAACAUCAAAUGGUGUUAUUACACUGGCUGGAUCUACUGAAGUUAGUGUUAGUUCUCUAAAAGAAAUGGCUGCCUGCCUAGAGCAAGGAUCAUUGAGCAGGGCAACAGGGAGUACAAACAUGAACAAUCAGUCAAGUCGUUCACAUGCAAUAUUUACCAUCACUUUAGAGCAAAUGCGUAAGCUCAAUCCAGUUUUCCCGGGUGAAAGUAGUCCUAAUGAGAGCAUGAACGAAGAAUAUUUAUGUGCCAAAUUGCAUUUAGUAGAUCUUGCUGGAUCGGAAAGGGCCAAAAGAACUGGUUCUGAUGGUUUGCGUUUCAAGGAAGGAGUUCACAUCAACAAGGGCCUCCUUGCACUUGGUAAUGUUAUUAGCGCUCUUGGUGAUGACAAAAAACGCAAAGAAGGUGUACAUGUUCCUUAUCGUGACAGCAAACUUACUAGGCUUUUGCAGGAUUCGCUUGGCGGUAACAGCAGAACUGUUAUGAUUGCCUGCAUUAGUCCUGCUGAUAUUAAUGCUGAGGAAACCCUUAACACACUUAAAUAUGCAAACCGUGCUCGAAAUAUCCAAAACAAGCCUGUUGUCAACAGAGAUCCCAUGUCCAGUGAGAUGAUAAAGAUGCGUCAACAGCUAGAGUAUUUACAGGCUGAACUUUGUGCCCGUGGAGGAGGAUCUUCAUCGGAUGAAGUACAGGUUCUGAAGGAAAGGAUUGCUUGGCUUGAAGCUGCUAAUGAAGAUCUUUGCCGAGAACUCCAUGAAUACCGCGGUAGAUGCACCGUUGUAGACCAGCGUGAAACGGAUGCUCAAGAUGGUAGUCCGUGUCCUAUGAAAAGUGAUGGGCUUAAAAGAAGCUUGAAUAGUAUCGAGCAAACUGAUUUUCAAAUGGGUGAAACUAUGACAGGUGACUCCAGGGAAAUUGAUGAAGAAGUCGCAAAGGAGUGGGAGCACACGCUUUUUCAGAAUUCUAUGGACAAAGAGCUCCAUGAGUUAAAUAGACGAUUAGAGGAGAAAGAGUCAGAGAUGAAACUUUUUGGUGGAAUUGAUACUGUGGCACUCAAGCAACAUUUCGGGAAGAAAAUAGCAGAAUUAGAGGAUGAAAAUUGGACUGUGCAGCAAGAAAGAGAUCGUUUGUUGGCUGAAGUUGAAAAUCGUGCUGCCAGUUCCGAUGGCCAAACACAAAAAUUGCAAGAUGUCCACGCCCAUAAAUUAAAAUCACUUGAGGCACAGAUUCUGGAUCUAAAGAAAAAACAAGAGAACCAGGUUCAACUCUUAAAACAGAAACAAAAGAGUGACGAAGCAGCAAAGCGAUUGCAAGAUGAAAUUCAAUCUAUAAAGGCUCAAAAGGUUCAACUGCAACAGAGGAUAAAACAAGAGGCAGAACAAUUUCGUCAGUGGAAAGCCUCUCGAGAGAAGGAACUCUUGCAGUUGCGGAAGGAGGGAAGGAGAAACGAGUAUGAAAGGCAUAAAUUGCAAGCUUUGAAUCAACGCCAGAAAUUGGUUCUUCAAAGAAAGACAGAAGAGGCUGCAAUGGCCACCAAGAGGCUAAAAGAGUUGCUUGAAUCCCGUAAACCUUCUGCCAGAGACAACUCAAUUAUCACCAAUGGGAAUGGCACAAAUGGGCUGAGCAAUGAGAAAUCCUUACAGCGUUGGCUUGAUCAUGAGCUAGAAGUCAUGGUGAAUGUGCAUGAAGUUCGUUUUGAAUAUGAAAAGCAGAGCCAAGUGCGAGCUGCACUGGGAGAAGAGUUGGCUGUGCUGAAGCAAGUGGAUGAAUUUACUUCAAAGGGACUUAGUCCUCCAAGGGGGAAGAAUGGGUUUGCUAGAGCAUCCUCCAUGUCACCAAAUGCAAGAAUGGCCAGAAUAUCUUCACUUGAGAACAUGCUGAGUAUAUCAUCUAAUUCACUUGUAGCAAUGGCUUCACAACUUUCAGAGGCAGAAGAGCGGGAGCGUGCCUUCACUAACCGUGGACGUUGGAAUCAGUUGCGUUCAAUGGGAGAUGCAAAGAAUUUACUUCAAUACAUGUUCAAUUCCCUUGCUGAUACAAGGUGCCAACUGUGGGAGAAAGAAGUAGAAUUCAAGGAAAUGAAAGAGCAACUUAAAGAACUAGUAGGUCUGUUGCGACAGAGUGAGGUGCGGAGAAAGGAAGUAGAAAAGGAAUUAAAAUUGAGGGAGCAAGCUGUUGCAAUUGCACUGUCUACAUCAGCUUCAGAGAACACACACAAUUCAUUGAAACACUCAGCUGACGAUGUGAGUGGUCCUCCAUCUCCAAUGUCUGUGCCGGCACAGAAGCAGCUGAAAUAUACACCAGGCAUUGCUAAUGGUUCAAUGAGAGUGUCAGCAGCAUUCAUAGAUCAUAAGCGAAAGAUGGUACCACUUGGGCAGCUGUCAAGGAAAAAAUUAGUUGCUGUAGGACAAGGUGGAAAGCUAUGGAGGUGGAAGAGAAGCCACCAGCAAUGGCUUUUGCAAUUUAAAUGGAAGUGGCAGAAGCCAUGGAGACUCUCUGAGUUGAUCAGGCAUAGUGAUGAAACAAUGGUCAGGGCAAGGCCUCGUCAACAAACCCUGCCACGUGUGGGUUGAUGUGCUGUGGUUAUGGUCACAAGCUUAUUAUUGCCCUUUACUAACCCGACUAAUAAGCCUGAUCCCAAUCCAUGGCGCAUGGAAGCGCGGAGAAUGGAGAGCAGUUUAAAUUGCUGUUGAGGAGCUCUGCUAAUAGUUGUGUUGGAUGAGUUGAUUCUGGAAAAGUUUAGUUUGUAUCUUGGAAAUUUUUGAUGUGAUUACCAAAAUGGGAGCAUAUUGUAUAGUAGUGUGGUUGCUGCCGAUGAUUCACCCAAUUACUUAUAAAGGGAACGCCGGGGGUCUGAGAUGGCGUGAGUGAUAAUGUUCAAUGAAAGAUUAUAUCACUCAUGGUUUCUAUUGGUUUGGUUCACUCUGUCAAUAACAACAAAUUGGUGGGUGUAAUUCUUCCCACAAAGUCACAUAAAUCUGUAUCAAAGGUCCAGUCUGAUAUUUUAUUUUUGAUUUUAUUCGUAAUAGGUUUUUCUGUGUAAUUUGUUUUGGAUUUUAUUGUGUGUAAGCACAAUAUUGAUUUUGUUAUAAGGUUUGGAGUAGCUAGUCAUUGUUAUAACAUUACAGCAAAAUGAAAUUCGUCUAGUGAUAUAAUUAUCAUUUGUUGGA
This is a messenger RNA of Pistacia vera, 4032 nucleotides long. RefSeq names its product kinesin-like protein KIN-4A. The record is from RefSeq and is a predicted model, not a curated record. Gene Ontology annotation, molecular function: microtubule motor activity; ATP binding; microtubule binding. Lineage: Eukaryota; Viridiplantae; Streptophyta; Magnoliopsida; Sapindales; Anacardiaceae. Bases 325 to 3435 code for a protein of 1036 amino acids. Gene Ontology annotation, biological process: microtubule-based movement; mitotic spindle organization. The transcript has 26 exons.